Thelazia callipaeda (thelaziosis nematode) is the source of this 393-nucleotide messenger RNA. The record is from the annotation of a GenBank genome assembly. NCBI's taxonomy places the organism in Eukaryota, Metazoa, Nematoda, Chromadorea, Rhabditida, Thelaziidae.
AUGUGUAAAAUGUGGGAAAGAAUACAAUUCGGAGCAAAAUGGCGUCUUGGAGAAAGAACAGCGUUGGCUAUGAGAGGGAUCGAUUUGAAUAAUGUGAAGUCAAUUCAGUUCUCAUUUGAUCCGUUUGAUCGUAGUUCCCAUUCUCUGAGGGUCUUUUGGUUUCUUCUAAGCUCGCCAUAUGUUCAACGAACUAAUCCGGCAAUGAAAAUAAUGUACACUAUAAGGAAUGAUCGGCGACAGCCGUACUUUAGUGCAGAUUUGAAUGACGGGAAGAAACUUUUGUUUCGAUCUAAAGAUAUGCACGUGAUGGAUUUGGUGAUGACAUUCAAUAGAUUACUUGGGAAUCCGGAGCUUGGUAAAAGUGGUAUUCGACCACUACCAAAGAUUGAUUAG